Molecule: messenger RNA, 1855 nt
Organism: Macrosteles quadrilineatus (aster leafhopper)
Lineage: Eukaryota; Metazoa; Arthropoda; Insecta; Hemiptera; Cicadellidae
Product: protein yellow-like
Exons: 10
Coding region: 215-1765 (516 amino acids)
Cellular component (GO): extracellular region
Source: RefSeq, a predicted model, not a curated record
CCUACUAAUGUGUACAGACGGAAUCCCCUAUUGGCCUUAGCCCGUUAUCGUCUACGUCAUCGGUCAAUCUCCAAUCAGCUGUUUGUUUCUUGCUCAGUGUCGCGCGAAACUUAGUCCAAUGCACUCUGGUUCUGAUUAGUUUGAAGUGAAGUGAGUGAAGCAAAGCUUUUCCUGUCCUGUUUUGUGAGAAGCGUUCACUCUUCAAUUAUUGAUAAUGGUAGUCCACUAUCUCCUGUUGCUGGUGGCGUGCCAGUUGUGUGUUGGAUUUGAACCUCACCCCCACUACGGCCCUCCGCCUCCUCCCCCUCAUCAUCACUAUGGUCAUCACCACCGCCCGCCACCCCCGUCUUCGGGGGUAUUCAACACUGGCAAGCAACCCAUUGUGUUUGAGGAAAGCGGAGAAAGUCCAUCCUACAGACCACGACCCGGGUCCCCUGGGAGGCAAGGAGGUAUGCAAGUCUUGUAUAGUUGGAUAUUCCCAGACUUCACUUGGCCGAGCGAAGCAGCAAGAGAAGAGGCCAUCCGUUCCAGACGUUACAUCCCCAACAACACAAUGAUCCUCGAUGUUGAUGUAUACGAAAGUAGAUCAGGGCGGACAGUGUUUGUGACACUGCCCAGAGCUCGGCCCGGAGUGCCUGUAACGUUGGCGACAGUGACCAAUCAGAAGCGCAGUGGUGCCAACCUGCUGGCUCCAUUCCCUGACUGGCAGAGCCACACCGGGGACUGUGGUAGCUCUAUCACCUCUGUAUUCAGAACGCAUGUUGACGACUGUGGCAGACUAUGGGUACUCGACAGUGGCAACAACAACGUGUUUGCUGGGGCCAGUAAGAUAGUCUGUCCUCCUCAAGUGUUGAUUUAUGACCUCAACAACAAUAACAGACUUAUUGGCAAAUACCACAUCCCACAGAACAUGGUAGCAGACAACAGUCUAUUUGUCACCAUCGCUGUGGACGUGAGGAGGCAAGAUUGUUCAGACAGUUUUGCGUACAUCGCUGACUCCAUUGCCUACAAGAUGAUUGUGUUUGACCUCAACAAGCAGGAGUUCUGGAGGAUCAACAGCGUAUUGUUCUUCCCAUACCCGGACCAGUCGAGGUUCAAUGUGGACGGAGUCUCGUUUGACCUUAUGGGAGGAAUCUUUGGACUGGCUAUUGGCCCCUUGUACCGAGGCAAUCGUAGACUCUACUUCCAUUGUAUUGACAGUGUUAAGCAGUCAUGGGUGGACACUAAGGAAAUCCGGAACAACAGUCUGUGGAAGAGUAAUAUGAAUGCAAAACCUAGAGCUUUCAACCUCUUCAGUGGAACUAGGUCUAGCCAGUCGGCAGCUGCUACUAUGAACAACGAGGGAAUCAUGUUCUUUGGAUUGCUGGGAAGCAACGAAAUAGCUUGUUGGAACUCUAGAAUGCAGUUUUCGAGAAGGAAUAUUCCCAUCCUGGCCAAGGAUGAUCGAACGCUUCAGUUCAACUCUGGGAUCAAAGUGUACGGAGACAAGUUGUACGUAGCGACCAGUCGACUGCAGAACUACGUUACACAGAGAGUUCCACAGAACGAGGAGAACUACCGAGUGUUGGUCGGCGAUGUCGUCUCACUCACCCGAGGAACAAGUUGCCAAGUGGCACUUGAAUCGGACUUGGUAUUUCCAGAUGAAGUUGCUUGGAGUGAAAGUGAAAAUGAAAUUCUCACCCAAUUAUUUGACUCUGCCAUCACAAGCCAAAAGGAAGAUAAUGAAGAUCAAGAGGCUUGGAUUAUCUUUGAAGAUUCAAUUUGAUAUGUGAUAUGAGUUAGUUAUAAUAAUAAUUCCAAUAUGGUGCACACAGCUUUAUAGGAGUAAAAUAAUUAAAUCUCUUUGUUUUAUAAA